AUGUGUUUUCGUGGUCGAAACCCCAUGGAAUAUGCCUAUUAUGUAAAUUGUAGAGCUUUUCAUGCUGCAUCUUUUGGUAUAAUUUCUGGUCUUAAUGCCAUGUAUUAAGUGACUCAAAAGUGAUAUACAAAACGCGACUAUUAUUUCUGCCUCACCCGUUAUUUCUACUCAAUUACAAUGUGAUUUUUAGCCAAUAAUUCUGAAUUUCUUCCAUUGAUACGAAUUUUUUAGUUUUUUUUAAUCAAUUAAAAACAUUUGCCAAUUCUAAAUACUUAAAAUUUUUAAAUGGAUUUUAAAUGAUUAGAAAGAUUUGGAAAUAAUCUUGAAAAUUAGAAAAAAUCAAGACAUAGUCUAAUAAUCAGAUUAGAAUCGGAUAAAAAUAGUAUCAUUUUCCUCGAAUUUAAACGGAUUUAUAAUCGUUUUUUUGUCUGGAUAAUAUUCUUUUGAAGUUAUCGGAAAAAGAUAUCUGUACUAAGCGUAAAAACACACAAAAUUUUUCAUUAAAUUAUCAACCCAUCCCGUAUUCGGGUUCAAUUCAUAUGCCCUCAGGGCGCCCUGCCCUGCCCGGUCCUGCCCUGAUGGCAGGUCAGGGCAAAAGAAAAUUAUAUGUGCUAUUGUCAGGGCAGGACAGGGCAAGAUGUGACAGGGCAACAGGAUAGGACAGGGCAAAAAAAAGUGCCCUGUGACGGUCUCUGGUGCUGAUAGAAGUAAAAAGGCAGUCUUCCCAAAAGUGAAAACACCACGACAAUCUCUGAAAAAACAGGAUAGUAGGUUGAAAAUCUCCUCCGAGAGUCAGUUAAAAUUUGGCCUUCUCC
This is a messenger RNA of Rotaria sp. Silwood2, 815 nucleotides long. The record is from the annotation of a GenBank genome assembly. NCBI's taxonomy places the organism in Eukaryota, Metazoa, Rotifera, Eurotatoria, Philodinida, Philodinidae.